Contarinia nasturtii (swede midge) is the source of this 746-nucleotide messenger RNA. RefSeq lists its product as uncharacterized. The record is from RefSeq and is a predicted model, not a curated record. The coding region runs from base 84 to 554 and encodes 156 amino acids. Lineage: Eukaryota; Metazoa; Arthropoda; Insecta; Diptera; Cecidomyiidae. The transcript has 2 exons.
GAUCCAAUUGCAACCUACAAUUUGUAGAUAUUGAACAUCUUUGCUAAGCAAACUUGUGUUAUCUUGAAUUUUACGAAGAAAAGAUGUUUCAACUUAAAAUGUUUACUUUGUUAUUUAUUGGCUUGGCAAUUUUUCAGUUCGCUGGAAAUGUGAAUGCAGCUGGGUCUUCUGGUUCUAAUUACCAUUCAGCCGCGUCUACUAGUUCCAAUUACCAUUCAGCCGCAUCUACUGAUUCUAACUACAAUUCUGCAGAGUCCAGCUACCACGGAUCAGAGUCCACUGUUUCUGAUUACCAUGCAUCCGAGUCUGUUGGUUCCAAUUACCCUGAGGACUCAUCAACAUAUGGUACCUGUCAAUCAUUUGAUAAUGACGAAAAAUCAACAGCUGAUAGUAAACCAUCUACUUUGAGUGUACGAAGUGAAUCAGUACAAAAGCCAUCUACUUCAAGUGAAAGUUCCUCUUCAGAAGCAUCCACAGCAAAUAAUUACGCUAAAGCCAAGCCACGGCCAGCACGUCAACCGAAGAAAUCACACAGUAAAGGUGGCAAAAAAUAGUGAGAACACACAGCUCACUUACGAUAAAUGAAAUCAAUCAAUUCAGCAAAUGAUGAAUUCAACGACAUUUUAUUUAAUUCAAUUCACAUAAAUUUUCAUUUACCAAGAAGAAUCAUUUUUGUAAACCAAAUCAAAUUGAAUAAAUGUCUCUUUUCGCAAAGUCAUUCAAAAAUGCUGGCUUUGCAAUGAAAA